CCUCGUCAAAAUAGUGCUUCUACCUCACCAUCCUCAUCACCAUCCUCAUCACCACCAAAUUCGGGUCUCGUUGGUAACAUACCAACUGAUAUUACCUUAAAUCAACAACAACAACAACAACAGCAACAACAACAAAAAAAUAUACAAUCAUCUCAACCACAGCUAACACAAGAUAAUAAUAAUUCUAAUCAACCAAUUUUACCAUCACAAGAUAGCAAAGAUAAAGAUACCAGUAAAAAUCAUAGUAAAAGUAAAAAGAAGAAAAAUAAACAAUCACGAGAUAGAAAAUCAUCAUCUUCAAAUAAAUCAUCUACUACAACAUCUUCAAUAUCAACAUCUUCUACCCCUUUACCAAUAAAUAGUAACCAUUACAACACUAGGGAUAAAGAAAGUAAUAGCAAUAGUAGUAGUAGUAGUAGUAGUUCAUACUCUAAAUCACCAUCUUAUCCAAAGAAAUAUCAAAAACCAAAUUCACCAAAUAGUAACACACCAAUUGAAGUUUUAACCAACAAACCAAAAACUACACAUCAAAAAAUAUCAACAGAUUUUGACCAACAAAUAAAAAAAGAAGAAAUCAUUACUACCAAAAACCACCAAAAGGAAGAGAAUUCAGAACAACCAAUGGAGUCACCUCAUUCACAACCUACAGCUACUGCACCAAUAAUAAAUAAUCAAGAGCAACAACCACAACCACAGCCACAACCAAUUAGUUUACAUGAAUCACUUAAAAUGUCAAGGGAAUCAACCAUAUCGAGUGAACAAAAUUUUGUACCAUUAAGUUUAAAUGAUAAAAAACCAGCAUUUAAUAAUUCAAUAAUACCUAAUCAAAUGGAAACUACUAGAUCCUUUAUACCUAUACAUAGUAAUAAUAAUAAUAAUACUUUACAUAAUAAUUCAUAUAGCAACCAUAAUAAUAAGAUUGAACUCUUUUGCCAAUGGUUAGAACCAAACGAAUAUGAAAUCCGUGUUAGACAAAAGAUAAUCAAAGAAAUCGAAACUAUUGUAAAAGAAAACUGGCCAAAAGCAAAGGUUGUGAUAUUUGGUUCAUUUUCAUCCAAUUUAUUCAUACCAAGCAGCGAUAUCGAUAUUCAAAUCUCUGAUAUUAACGAAGGUAUUGAUAGAUAUUCAUUCCAAAAUCCAAUUCGUGAUUUUCAUUCAAUAUUAAUCAAAAAUCAUCAAAGCUCUUUCUACAAUGUACGUUUAAUUUCUGGUGCCAAAAUUCCAAUUAUAAAAAUGACAUCAGUUCAUACACAAUAUAAUAUCGAUAUUUGUUUUGAUACACCAAGUGGUAUUGAAAACACUCAAGUUGUAAAAAGUUUUUUAAAACAAUAUAAAUCAAUGAGGGUUUUAUUAUUGGUUUUAAAAUUCUUUUUACAACAAAACCACGUAAACGAAACAUAUACUGGCGGCAUUGGGUCAUAUGCAUUGGCUUUAAUGGUAGUUAGUUAUAUUCAGCUUAGACAUGUUCCACAAAAUCAUAAAUUAUCACCACACAGCAAAGCAAGAAAAGAAUACAAACAUGCAGGAGAUGCCACAGACUAUGGAUUAAUGUUGGUCGAAUUCUUUGAGCUCUAUGGACUUGUAUUCAAUUAUCAACUUUAUGGUAUCAGUUUGGAGCAUGGUGGUUAUUAUUUCAGAAAAGAAGAGUCUAAAGCUAUUGGCUGCAGUUUAACUUUAAUCGAUCCCCAUGACACUGAAAAUGAUGUCGGAAAAAAUAGUUUUAAUAUUGUCUUUAUAAGAGGUAUUUUCUCAUCAAGUUUCUUGAAGCUUUUAUCUCAAGAUAUGGUCAAAGAGCAAUAUACCCGCUCAGAAUUCCCAACUUUGUUUUCAAGGAUUAUUGAAGAGCGUUCAGUUGAACAAUUUGCGAGACAAAGAGCCAAUGUUGUAAAAUAUGCACGUCAAUUAGAAGAGUCUGGUUUAUUACCUGAAUUAUCUUCAAUUGAUUAUCUUCUAGUUAAAACUCCACCAAAUUCAGAAAUAUUUAUAAAUAAUAAACAAUUAAAAAGCAAUAUCAACAAUAAUAAAAACAAUAAUAAUAAUAGCAAUAAAGAUAGUGGCAGUAAUAGCUCAGAAAAAAAGGAAGAAGAUAAUAAUGUAAUAAGUAUUAGUAGCGAUGAUGAGGUUCAAAUAGUAAAGGAUGAUAAUAAUAUUAGCAAAAACAGUAAAAUAAUAGGUGGAGGGAGUUGUGCUAAUAGCAGUAAUGGCAAUGAUAAUAAAAAUCAUGAUAAAAAGAUAAAUAAAGAGCACAAUAGUAGCAGUGGAGAAGAGUUUUCAGAAGAUUCCAAUCAAUCACAAAAUGAAGAGUCUUCAGAUGUACAUAGUUCCGAUUUAAACUUUUCCUCAUCUGAAUAUUCAGAUUCAGACUUUGAUGGUAGCCACAGUUGUUCAAGUGAUGUUUUAAACGAGGAUGAAAGUGACAGUAAUAGUAAUAAAAACAAUAUACACAAGCAAAAAGAAGUAGAUCCAAUUGGGUUUUGA
Dictyostelium purpureum is the source of this 2478-nucleotide messenger RNA. RefSeq lists its product as uncharacterized. The transcript has 3 exons. NCBI's taxonomy places the organism in Eukaryota, Evosea, Eumycetozoa, Dictyosteliales, Dictyosteliaceae. Gene Ontology annotation, cellular component: TRAMP complex; nucleolus. The record is from RefSeq and is a predicted model, not a curated record. The annotation marks the transcript as partial. Gene Ontology annotation, biological process: RNA 3'-end processing. Gene Ontology annotation, molecular function: poly(A) RNA polymerase activity; mRNA binding.